GCUCUCACCACCUAGGCACCCCCCCAAGACCCCAUUCCUGAACGCAUGACAACGCAUUCCUCGUGCCGUGCCUCUCUUUCCACGGGGGCCUGUGCAAGGCACCCUACAGGCUGGGCUCCCUCCCUUUCGUCUCUGAUACACCUGCAGCGCAGGCUACGCCAUCGUUCCACAACACGCUCGCACGUUUACCGUGAUAUUGCGCGCUCACAGCUCAUGAUCCUCCAACCCCUCCCCUUCGAAAAGCUGACAGGACAUGCAUAUGGUUUAUCAUGACUACGGAAAAUCAAGAUAGCAAGAAAACAACGACCGAUGCCGCUCAUAGAGAAGCGCUACAGUACUGGGGAUUCCUGAUCAAAGAGGACCGGUGCGGCACAGACAUGUUGGACAGGCUAUUGAAGGGCAUUGCAACAGUCAUUAGCACCAAGUUUGAACCUCACGACUGUUCGGAUCUCAAGCCCACCCAACUCGCCGCCUUCUACCGGGCUGUCGGCGGAGACUAUGAUGUUCUCUUUGUCGAAACGCCGCCAUCGUCGAUUUCCUUUAUAUACCGUGCGCUGGGCGCAUUGCACAGCCUGCAACCGACGCCGGAAGAUGAUGGAUACUCGGCACCGACCGUUCCUGCGCUCAAGGCGAAAGGGUUCGUGACCUGGCAGACGAUUCAGCUGCUACUCGGUCCGGAGGAGCAUGCGCGAUUCUUACAGAAGGCGGUGGAAUUGUUCGACGUCAAAGACCCGUUGACUGGGCAGGUGUUCCCCAAGCUGCUUCCAAAGGAGUGCUUCCCGGACCGCCCGGAUGAGGCCAUGGAAGAAUGGUACCAGAGCGUGGCUGAGCGUCUGAAGCGCGAGGCCGAGAUGGAAACAGCUGGGAAAGAGGAGACGGCCAGGGUGCGCGUCGAGGUGCGCGACGACGGGCCGCGGUCAUCCAGCGAGAUAUCGGAGGAGGAGAGGCGUGGCGCUGCGUCCUACUUCUCCGAUCCCCUCUACCGACGCGAAAGGCCCAGGGCUGGCUAUGCGAGACAGUAUUCUAAGCAAGCAAGCUACUCGGAGGAUUGGGGCGGUGUGGUGGGUAGGGUUAGACAUAUGUUGAACCCCUUCCAUCGGGACCGGAGGAAAGACCGGCCCAGAAGAGACACGGACGAAGAAUACUCUGACGACAGCCUUGAUGCCACUCCUCUUGCGUCGGUCCCACCUCCGAUCCACCAUCACACAUAUGCGCCUCCAGAGCGCAAGCGACCGCAUGCACCCCGAAGGGAAGGCUCGGCAUCCACGAGCGACUCGGAUUCCGAGUCGGACAGGCCUCGAUUGUAUCGCACGUCCCCCGUUCUCAGGCACAGACGUAGCCACCCUCCCUCAAGCCCACCAGAGUACUUCCCCGCGUACUACGGGGAACGAGAAAGGAGGUAUAGCCACGAUACCAAGCCGGACCCGCGAAGGAAGCAGGCUGAUGGACCCCCGCCUCCUCUGUACGGCCCAACAAAGUCGCCCCUCUUCGCCACCCAUGUGGCUCAGCUACAGGCGCACGCGUAUGGUUACGAGCGGAGGUCGGCAGCAGGGCCGGCACGCACGUCGAAUCGGCCGGAAGAGAUUCGAUACGUGGCGAAGGUCAGUGACACGGACGGUGGAUAUGCAAGAGAACGGGAGAGGCCCAGAGAAAGGGACAGAGAGAGGGAGAGGGGUAGGGACAAGUACAACUCGCCCAGCUCACGGUGCAGUCGACCUUAUGAAGACGAACGGCGAAGGAGCGACGGGUACCCGGAGGAGAGGAUGGGGGUUCGGGGGGACAUGCUGCGGACGAGGAGCCACGACCGCGUGAAGGAUGGGUGGGACGAGCGAGAGCACUCGAAGGAGCGGGGGCGCGAUGGAAGAGUGAGGGCGAGGUAUGUUGGCGGGGCAGGAGGAGUGCAGGAUGGAGUGGGAGGGCGGAGGUAUGCAGCGGAGCCGCCGUGGCGGUGAGGAGUUCCCAGUUCCCAGUGUCUGUAUUUUUCUUUCUUCCUCCCUUUCUAUUUUCCCCCUCUUUUUCUUGAUAUAUGUCUUUUCUUCUUCGACUUAUACUCUUGUCCUUGAAGCGGCAUGGCGUUUAAGGGGGUCGGAGAUGAUGGUCACGACGAGGCAACGAGUGCAUGGGACAUGGGUGUGUGAUGAUCUGAUGAUGAUAUGCGUUGGACAAUACGAGAAAUGAAGACAUUGGACUCUACUUUACUUUGGUUUUGGGGUCCAAUUGUGUAGGGUGGGUGCACAACAGUCAUGGUCGAGGGUGGGGGGCUCUACGCUCCAUUGUACAUGUGGACUCGCACUCGGAUGAAAAGCGUGAGAGAUAUCAUACGGAUACGAUGGUCUUAGCUACCCUACUCUGUACUCUGUACAGCCCUACUUGUAUUUUACAGUACACAGUAUGUACUUGUGUCCUUGGUCAUGCC
Westerdykella ornata is the source of this 2416-nucleotide messenger RNA. RefSeq lists its product as uncharacterized. The coding region runs from base 270 to 1952 and encodes 560 amino acids. The record is from RefSeq and is a predicted model, not a curated record. NCBI's taxonomy places the organism in Eukaryota, Fungi, Ascomycota, Dothideomycetes, Pleosporales, Sporormiaceae. The transcript is spliced from 2 exons.